Messenger RNA from Amphibalanus amphitrite, 847 nucleotides. RefSeq lists its product as uncharacterized. The annotation marks the transcript as partial. The record is from RefSeq and is a predicted model, not a curated record. Lineage: Eukaryota; Metazoa; Arthropoda; Thecostraca; Balanomorpha; Balanidae. The transcript is spliced from 5 exons.
UUGUUGAUCAGCCUUGGUUGAUCAGUUUCAUUUUGUUUUAGUCGCACACAAGUCGCACAGCUGCAGCCUGCAGAGAGCAAUCUGUUGAAAUAUUUUGGUUUGGAUUUUGACUUGUCGGCCUUGGACUUGUCGGACUUGUCAUCGUUGCGAGCAAGUUGCGACCUGAGUUCGUACGGUUACGAUCAUUUCAAUUUCGGUGUUUAUCUACGAAUCGAGGUUCAGCAGUGUUAUGCGCGGCACUGCCGGCCAGCCGCCGCGAGCUGCUGCUGCCCCCUCCACCAGUCGAUAUGGCCGGCGAGGAGCUGGUGCUGGUCAGCGAGCUGGCCUUCCUGUCGCGGCUGCUGAACCCGUGCCAGGUGUCGCUGACGGGCGCGCUGCUGCCGCGCGUCCGCUCUCCUCCGUCCCGUCAGCACCUGCCCGCUGAGCAGCAGCGAGCCGAGGAGCUGGCCAUCGAGCUGCACCGCGCCAGCACCCUGGCCAGCCAGCUGCGAGAGUUUGCGGCCGUACCCGACUGCAGCGGUCUACCGCAGCUGGGCAGCCAGCGCGUGCCACCGCUCUCCCUGUCGGGCCUCCCGCGUCAGCACGCGCUGCUGGAGCUGUACCGGAGCUCUCUGUACGAGGCCAUCCAUCUGCACCUGAUGGUGGACGAGAUCAACAAGUCACACCAGACCUGCGGCAAUCAGACACUGCGGCUCGUCGACCAGAUGUUCAUGCUGAGCGCCAGCCUGCAGAACAUCAUGUGUGUCAUCACGGAGACGCUGCCGGAGCAGCUGCUGGAGCCGGUGGUGGCCGAGGUGGCCGACGUCACGCUGCGCCGCUACCACAUCUGCUCCAGGAGGUUGAUGAG